AUGACCGAAACUGUUGUACGGUGUAGAGAACUCAGCAAAAGUGGAGACUAUACAACAAUUUCAGCUGAAACGCUGCCUACCCAUGUGCUUCCGUUUCCUGAUGGGGGCAAGUACAUUGGGGAGUACAAGGUUUUUGAGACUGGCCAGCGCGCCUACCACGGAAAAGGAAGCUACAAAAACGGUGGGUACAAAUGCAUCGGGGAAUGGCGGGAGGGGCAGUUUGUGCGGGGAACGAUACACUUUCCAACGGGAGACAUCUACGAAGGCCAAGUGGACAACGGGGCGUUCCACGGCUGGGGCCGGUACACCUGGGCGGACGGCGAGCAGUUCUACGAAGGUGCAUGGGACGGCGGCCUGAUGGACGGUUGGGGAACCUUGCGCGUGAGAACGACUUCACGAGAGGGACUAAUUCCUGGCGACGACCAGAAACACUCAAACUCGAGCUCUUCACCCUACCGCGAUGUUGCCGGGUUCUUCUGUCGCGGCAGCUUCCAUCAGGCUCCAAAGUUCCAAUUGAUUGCCCAAGAUGAAUUCUCUAAGCGGUACGUCGCACAGUGGUGUGACGCAGCCCUAAACGCGUUACGGGACCUCGAUGCUGCCCUCCAGCAAGGCAUGGAUAUUUCCUGCUACCUCGCUGCAACAGCAGUGGGAGCCACUGGUUGUACGGUGAACUCGUUGAGCGGAGCAUCGUCAAAAGGCCCUGCAAGAGUGAGUGCAGAAGGAAGCUUUUCUACUGAGACAGACUCCCGCGGCAGAAGUCAGAAAAAAGUAAGCACCCGUGCUACGGCUAAAGGGCUUCCAGGAAAACAGGGGUCUUCUUCCAGCGCGGGACAUGAUUUAAAGCAUCAUUACAGCGGGAACCCGGGAGAAUACGGUGCAGACAAAUUCGUCUUGCCCCCUUACCCACUGGCAGCUGACCUGCAUACGGAGGGAAUAUCUCGACUAGUGAACCAUGUGCGUGGAGAACUCGGAACUCCUGCUGGACUAUAUGAAGUGCAAGUUCCCCUAGCUGAGGCAGAUCUCUACCAGUUGGUAACAGUCGAUCCUGUGCGCGUUUCGUCACAGGGAAGGAAAUUUGGCGCGGGAUCCGGGCAGAUUGUGGAACUGACGGUACACUUGGAUGGAUCGAGUUCUCUGGUUGCUUCCAUCGCGCUAGUGAACUGUAACGAUAUGAUGUCUAGUACCACGGCAGCCCGUUUCCGAGUAGUAGGGUUAUCGUUACCCUCGCCACAGCAGCUGCGCAGACUAAAGUGA
Messenger RNA from Besnoitia besnoiti, 1254 nucleotides. Its product is annotated as MORN repeat-containing protein. The coding region runs from base 1 to 1254 and encodes 417 amino acids. NCBI's taxonomy places the organism in Eukaryota, Apicomplexa, Conoidasida, Eucoccidiorida, Sarcocystidae. The record is from RefSeq and is a predicted model, not a curated record. The transcript has a single exon.